GAAGAUCAGUGCAACAUAUGUGGGGUUGAAUAAUUAAGUAAGCGGAUUGAUUUAUCGUUAAGACGAUAAAUAACAUAUGGACAUAUUACAUUAACCCACGCAUAAUACAGGAUUCCUAGCUAAUGAGGAACUCUUUUUCAGGAUAUUUAAGUACGCCAGACAUAAUCUGUUGAGGAUAUGGAAUCGUCACAGUGUCGCCGGUGUCUGAACUCCUGUGCAAAAUCAGGGACCCAGAUGAGGCCGCUGUUUAUAAUAACGAUAACUGCGGUGGUUUUUUAUCUAUUGUUGUACCACUUCUAUUUCAUCAAUCGAAGAACAUUCAUCACAGAAAGACCUGGAAACAAUACUUUAGGUCGCACCAGUCAGAUUUAUCUCGCAUCUGAUUACAUAAAACCUUCAGGGCAUUCAUCAGCAGAUGAUAGUCAUCGAAGUGUUGAUAAUUCUGAUCGUAAUCUAAAGCAAAUAUUGGACGCUAUUGGCAACAUGACAAAAGAUGUAGAUGAAAUAAAGCUUACUUUAAAGCAAAUGAAUAUAGAUAAGAAGUGGGCCGCCAAAGACAGUUUCAUGGAAACAAAAUAUUCAACAAACCGGACACUUAAGUCUACCUCACUGCUGACUAUAUUUUCAACAUGGAGUAGAAAUGAAGACAAAUCUAACAUUUACAACAACACGCUGAAAAACUGGGCCAGUUUCAAGCCAGUUCUAAAUCCCGUUUUAUUCACUAACGACUCGGUCUUAGCGAAAGAUGCUGCAAAAGCCGGAUGGACGGUUACGCCUUUAACAAAGACAGCAGACAAUGGAUUACCGGUGCUGAAGUAUAUGUACAUUAAUGUAAUAAAGAACUUUGAUUCAACAUUUUAUUGUUAUGCAAAUUCUGAUAUCCUGUUUGACGACGGGCUGGUACAGACACUUGUUCACCUUGUCUACAAGUUAGACAAUGAUAUUUUAUCAUCUACACCAGUGUUUCUGACAGGACUGAGGUGGAACGUUAUUAAUGUGUUAGGAAAUGAAAUAUCACCAAGACAGAACUUAAAAGCACUGAUCAAAAGUAGAGGAAAAGUGUUUGUAACCUCUGCCGAGGAUUAUUUCAUUACAAAUAAGAUAUAUCCGUGGCAAGAUAUUCCUGAAAUAGUCGUUGGAUCAAUUGCUUACGACAACUGGUUGGUUUAUAAUGCACGAGACAAGAAACAUCUGACGAUAAAUACAUCUAGGACUAUUGCAGCGCUCCACCAGAGUUUAGACGAAAAUAAUCACAGAUCACACGUGCGUGAUACAGUCAAUCACAAUGCCAAUUUACUUAUGGAUAUUUAUAAAAUCAAUCUUCCAUAUCAUAGAGGAUUUAUUGAAUGUAUUGAAAAGUUCACGGACUUUGUGAAUGACACUUUUGUCCUAGGUGAUAGAAUGGUCAGCCAGUAUUGCAACUGA
Mercenaria mercenaria is the source of this 1425-nucleotide messenger RNA. RefSeq lists its product as uncharacterized. The record is from RefSeq and is a predicted model, not a curated record. NCBI's taxonomy places the organism in Eukaryota, Metazoa, Mollusca, Bivalvia, Venerida, Veneridae. The transcript has 3 exons. The coding region runs from base 178 to 1425 and encodes 415 amino acids.